AUGAUUGUAGGAAUCUACCCUUGCAAAAACCAUAACUCAAUACCAGUACUUGAAACAGAAAGCUUUCAUGAAGAUGGUGAGAAAAGAAGCAAGAAGCUUACAAAAAGAGGAAACAACAAGAAUGGAAGAAGAUACCUUGGGGUGAGACAAAGACCGUCAGGUAGAUGGGUAGCUGAGAUCAAGGACUCUUUGCGGAAGCUGAGGCUAUGGCUAGGGACUUUUGAUGGAGCAGAAGAUGCUGCCUUGGCUUAUGAUAGCGCAGCCAGGCUUUUGCGAGGAACGAAUGCAAAGACUAACUUUCAGUAUCAUGGGGUAACGAAUACCUAUGAAGAAAACUGCAAUCUACUUGGAAAGAAUCCGAGGCUUUAUAAACUUCUUCAGCUUAUAAUUAUGAAGAACCAUGCAAGAUCAACAUCUCUCAAACCCAUUAAUGGAGUUCCUUGGAUAAAUCAAAAUACAGGAAAUGAAGUCGAUCCUAUCUAUUUUGAUACACUUGUUGAAGAAACUAUAUUUUGUACUUCAACUUCAGAUCAUGAUGAGGGUAGUAAUAACAAGCAUUGCCAGCUCUCACUCGGCAGUUCUAAGGUUUAUUCUUCUGUUGUUGUAGCUCCUUCCUUUUGUACUUCUUUAGAUCAAGGAGGAGCAGAGGAAAAAAAUUGUGAAGAUGCCUAAAAACUUGAAUCUCAAGGGUUUCUUUUUUGUUUUCCCUUCAUCCAAAUCAGUUGAAGAUUGCCUUGUUUGAAAGAAGAUUGUCAUGUUGUAAUAGGGGUGAAGCGGAUAGGAUUGAAUCAAACGAUUCAAUUAUUUUAGGUAAUGCAUAAUAUUUUAAAAUUUUAAAAUUUAAUCAGAAUCUAAAUCCAUUUUUUUUUUUUAAACCGAAUUCAUGUUGAACUAAAUUUACUAGUUUGAUUGAUUCAUUUGAUUCAUGGAUUUUUGACAAUUAAUAUUACACAACCCUUAUCAUAU
This is a messenger RNA of Durio zibethinus, 966 nucleotides long. NCBI's taxonomy places the organism in Eukaryota, Viridiplantae, Streptophyta, Magnoliopsida, Malvales, Malvaceae. The record is from RefSeq and is a predicted model, not a curated record.